Choloepus didactylus (southern two-toed sloth) is the source of this 1619-nucleotide messenger RNA. It is a transcript of the gene C24H6orf118, whose product is annotated as chromosome 24 C6orf118 homolog. The record is from RefSeq and is a predicted model, not a curated record. NCBI's taxonomy places the organism in Eukaryota, Metazoa, Chordata, Mammalia, Pilosa, Megalonychidae. Bases 35 to 1531 code for a protein of 498 amino acids. The transcript has 10 exons.
GCCUCAGCCAAGGUGGCUGCCUGUGACGGGAGGCAUGGCUCAGGGUUUGGAGCCUGAAUUUUACCUAAGGUGGAAGCACUGUGAAACGCCGGGUGUUAAAACUUCAUGCAAUCUCACUAAACUUCUAAAUAAACUUCAAAAGGAUCACCGAGAUGACGUCUGCCUUUAUACCUCUGGACACCUCAAUCCCAAUAAGCUCUACAGGCCCCCUGAAACCAUCUUGUAUCACUGGCCUAAUGCCAGUAGACCAAAGACUGAAAAAAUCCCCAGAGAGAAAAAACGAUCCGAUAAGAAGAUUGCAAAGAUGAAAGAUGCUUUGGCUAAUUUUACCAUCCACACUGCUCUGCUUCCAAAUGACAGCAGGAACACACCGCUAUUCAGGUAUCUGAAUCCUAAGGCACCUGUUGCCCACACUUAUAUUUCAAAAGAGGAUUCCAUUCCAGAGGAAAUUUUGAAACAACAGAAAGAGAAAGUGAGUGCGUAUCCUCCCGAAGGGCAAAGGAGAGAAGAGUUAAGAUUGCCGGAGAUGAAAGUUCUCAAGUACAAAUUGGUGGAAUCCAGUCGGCAGUGUGUCAUGUCUCCCCCGGGCAAAGAUGAGUACCGGUACAUUAGCUCAUAUUUAGCUGGAGUAACUAAAACUGACAGGUAUAAGAAGUUCUUGCACUUCCAAAAAGAUGUGCUUGCAAAGCAAGAUCUUCUGAACAAUGACUUCACCGGGAGCAAGGCAGCGCUGUGUCAUGAAAAGAAGUUGAAACGGGAGCUCCAGAAAAUAUGUACGUGCAACCCUCAACAGUUCAACAGACUUCAGGUCUUUGGAAAAGUCUUUGAAGAUAUUUGCAAUAGCUCUUUUAUAUUUGGUGAUAUCUUGAAAGAAAUUAAGAAUGAAUAUGAGCUCUACAUGGCAAUCCUUCUGCACUCCCAGCCUACAGUGCAGUAUAAGACUUUGCUGGCUCACCUCAAGGGGUUGGAGACAAGCCCCAGGAAGACAGCCGAUGUGGCUCAGGCCAAGGAGGACUUGAGGAUGGUGGUGAAGGCCGUCAAAGCAGCCCUGGAGCAGAAUGACAAACUCAGAAAUGAAUUAGAGAUGGAGCGCUCGUUGCUGCAAAUUGCUAAGGAAAAAUCAGAAUCAUCUGAGAAAAAAAUACUUGAUGAGGAUCAUCUUACUCUUAUUGAGAAGGUUGAAAAGAAGAGGUGUGAGAUACUCAAUAAAUGGGAUGAAAUUCAAGAUCUUGAAAAAGAAAUUAAAACAACUUUGAUUCACACUGGAAUUUCAGACAUCACUGAGAAUAGCAUUAAGAGCAUAGAGUUUGAGGCUUCAAAAUUGGAGACAGCAAACAAGAUUUUACAGAAGAAAAUAAAUGUUACUGAAAACCAUGUGAAGCAGAAUAUAGAGAAAAGCAAGAUGAAUAGAGAGGAGCAGCAGAAGCUUUGGGAAUUUAUUAACGGAUUUGUUAAAUUGGAAGCCAAAGAAAAUAACUCUCAAGUGACUGGAAAAAUGACCGACGAAAAUUCAGAACUGCCGUGUACAUAGUGUGGAUGUUUGCAGACAUGUAAAUCAAUGAAGAUACAUUUUGUUUGCAACUUUUAAUCUUUAAUAAACUAAAGCAUAACAAUCUUAA